Messenger RNA from Vairimorpha ceranae, 360 nucleotides. RefSeq lists its product as hypothetical. NCBI's taxonomy places the organism in Eukaryota, Fungi, Microsporidia, Nosematidae. The transcript has a single exon. The coding region runs from base 1 to 360 and encodes 119 amino acids. Gene Ontology annotation, molecular function: nucleic acid binding. The record is from RefSeq and is a predicted model, not a curated record.
AUGCAUAAAUUAAAUGCUUUGAUUUCGCUUAAAACGAAACUUUAUGAACUUGUCACUGGGCUUAAAGUCAUAUUUUCUGAUGGAAAAAAAAUUAAUUUAGAUGAUCUAGAUGGUUUUAAGUACUAUUGGCAUCAUGUAAAUAAAGAUGAAAUUUCGUAUAGUAAACGUAUACGAGGCGGAGGGAGCAUUGUGGUUUGGGCCAGUUUUUGUUCUAGUGAACAAUUGAUUUUACAAGUUGUUAGCAAUGAAAUGAACAACAUUACUUAUUGUAAAAUGCUUGAAAUUUCUCUAUUAGCAUUUUUUGAAAGUAAAAAUAGUGAGUUUAAUGAUGUAGGUUGCGAUUUAAAUUAUAUUUUUUAA